Nyctereutes procyonoides (raccoon dog) is the source of this 6377-nucleotide messenger RNA. It is a transcript of the gene GPR176, whose product is annotated as G protein-coupled receptor 176. The transcript is spliced from 4 exons. The record is from RefSeq and is a predicted model, not a curated record. Bases 935 to 2245 code for a protein of 436 amino acids. NCBI's taxonomy places the organism in Eukaryota, Metazoa, Chordata, Mammalia, Carnivora, Canidae. Gene Ontology annotation, molecular function: G protein-coupled receptor activity. Gene Ontology annotation, biological process: G protein-coupled receptor signaling pathway. Gene Ontology annotation, cellular component: plasma membrane.
CGGGAGGUCGGAGCCCCGGACGAGGGGCUGGGCGGGAGUAGACCGCGCCGGCGUCCUGGGGGACGGCCGGGCGCAGAGGGCGAGGCUGUUGCGGAGACUCAGGGCAUCCCGACCAAGCUGUGGGUGCCGUCGGGGACGCCGGGGUCCCCUCGGAGCCCCGGUCGCUUGGCUCGGGCAUCUCACAGGCUUCGCAGCGCCAUCCAGCCCCUCGAAGCCGCGGGAUUGGCCAGACGUUCCCCUCGGGGGGUGGACGGCGAAGAGGCUGAGGGCGGCGGGAGCGGGGCGCGCCCUCCGUGACUAUCCGGUGCCUCCGGCGAUUCCAUCUCUGCGGAGUGGGCUUGGCGGCGCUGACCGGCCGGGAGGAGGGUCGGACGCGGCGCGGCGGCUCUGCCCGUGCAGCCUCCAUGUGGCUGCUGACGGGGACCCCGGUGGGAACCGGCCCGGGGCGCAGCCUCGCGCCCCUCGCUCCUCGCCUGCUCGGCGCCGGGGCAGGCGAUGUGGAGACGUGAGGGGCCCCGCGGUGCCCCGGCUUCUCCAGGACUCCAGCAGGCGCCCGCGCGUUCCACCGCAGCCGGCGCGGGAGCGACCGAGGCGGGGCUCGGCGGUGGGCGGGCGGACGGGCGGGCGACCCGCGGAGCCGGAGCCCCUGCCUCGCCAUGGGGCACAACGGCAGCUGGGUCUCCCGGAACGCCAGCGAGCCGCGCAACGCGUCGGGCGCGGAGGCUGCGGGCGCCAACCGCAGCGCGCUCGGGGAGUUCGGCGAGGCGCAGCUGUACCGCCAGUUCACCACCACCGUGCAGGUCGUCAUCUUCGUAGGCUCGCUGCUCGGUUCAUUAAAAACCUGGCCUGCUCUGGGAUUUGUGCCAGCCUGGUCUGCGUGCCCUUUGACAUCAUCCUCAGCACCAGUCCUCACUGUUGCUGGUGGAUCUACACCAUGCUCUUCUGCAAGGUUGUCAAAUUUCUGCACAAAGUCUUCUGCUCUGUGACGAUCCUCAGCUUCCCUGCCAUUGCCUUGGACAGAGUUUAUAGAGACAUUAUUGUGUGUCUUUCCAUCUUUGUAAUGCGGUACCUGGUGCCAUACCUGGCACAUUGGUGGUGCUCAGAGAUCCUCGUGACAGGAAGGUAUUACUCCGUCCUUUAUCCACUGGAGAGAAAAAUAUCUGAUGCCAGGUCCCGUGAACUGGUGAUGUACAUCUGGGCCCAUGCAGUGGUGGCCAGCAUUCCUGUGUUUGCAGUGACAGAUGUGGCUGACAUCUAUGCCAUGUCCACCUGCACCGAAGUCUGGAGCAAGUCGUUGGGCCACCUGCUAUAUGUUCUGAUCUACAACAUCACUACAGUCAUCGUGCCUGUGGCUGUGGUCUUCCUCUUCUUGAUACUGAUCCGACGGGCCCUGAGUGCUAGUCAGAAGAAGAAGGUCAUCAUAGCAGCACUUCGGACCCCCCAGAAUACCAUCUCUAUCCCCUAUGCCUCCCAGCGGGAGGCAGAGCUGCAUGCCACCCUGCUCUCCAUGGUGAUGGUCUUCAUCUUAUGUAGUGUGCCCUAUGCCACCCUGGUUGUCUAUCAGACAGUGCUCAACGUCCCUGACACGUCUGUCUUCCUGCUGCUCACUGCCAUUUGGCUGCCCAAGGUCUCCCUGUUGGCGAAUCCUGUACUCUUUCUGACUGUGAACAAGUCUGUCCGCAAAUGCUUGGUAGGGACAUUGGUACAACUGCACCACCGGUACAGUCGCCGUAAUGUAGUUAGUGCAGGGAGCGGGGUGGCUGAGGCCAGCCUGGAGCCCAGCAUGCGCUCGGGCAGCCAGCUCCUGGAGAUGUUCCACAUUGGUCAGCAGCAGAUCUUUAAGCCCACAGAGGAUGAGGAAGAGAGUGAAGCCAAGUACACUGGCUCAGCUGACCUCCAGGCCAAGGAGAUACUUGGUACCUGCCCAGAGGGAGGGCAGGGGCCACAUUUUGCACCUCCCACACCACUCCUAGGCACAGUAGACUCUCUAUCCCAGGUGGUACCAACAGCCCCUGUGGAACCUGAAUCAUUGCCUGACAAGUAUUCCCUGCAGUUUGGCUUUGGGCCUUUUGAGUUGCCUCCUCAGUGGCUCUCAGAGACCCGAAACAGCAAGAAGCGGCUGCUUCCUCCCUUGGGUAACACCCCAGAGGAGCUUAUUCAGACAAAGAUGCCCAAGGUAGGCAGGGUGGAGCGGAAGAUGAGCAGAAACAAUAAAGUGAGCAUUUUUCCAAAGGUGGAUUCCUAGUAAGGAUUGUAAAUCCCUGGAAGCAACAGGGAGCUCCCACGCUCCUGCCAUCCCUUCGCUCUGGCUGGCCCUAGGAUUUAUGUGAUCUUAUUGCAACCGAGUAUGGGUUGACUCCUCCUGUGUGGGCCUGAUGCUUUUUGAAUGAGAGGGAAAUCUAUGUAAGAUCAAGUGUCCUCUUAUUGAGGGAGUAUAUAUAUAUAUUUAUCUCAGUGAUCUGUGUCCUUAGUAAAGUUUGCAUUCCUCUCUGUGGAGACAAAAGCUGGGCGUGUGGAACAGGUCUUGGAAUGGGUACUCCAUAGGCAUUUUCUGAGGACUCUUUGGUUCCUGGGCCCAGCAGAGAGUACAGGGAGAGAAGAAUGUCUCUGAGCUCAAAGGGAGUGCAGGCACUCUAAGGGAAGCCCAAGAUAAUUACGGAGUGGUGUGGCCACAAAGAAAAUAAUGCCUGUUCGAUUGACUCAAAUAUGACAAAUAUUAAAAAUGUUUAGUAUUGAUCUGUAUAUUCAGGGAAGAUAGGGACUUGGCAUUUGACACCUUUUCUCUGGGAGGCCUGAUUGUAUGACUCAAUUUCUCCUGAAGUCCUUCAUCUCUUUCACUGGGAUAUAGAUAAAGAAUGGCAAUUCCACCCCCAUUUGACAGACAAGGCAAAGAUGUGCCACGGGGUAAGAGAGGAGAGAUAAUCCUGACAUUCUCUGGAUUAUCCUGACAUUCUCCUGGCAUCACUAAAGCCUCAGGAACCUGUGUCUGCAGUGUUGGUUGGGAAACACUACAAGUGCUUUACUAUCUCUUCCCCCUUAAAGUGCAUAUUUUCAACUAAUGAGAGAGAGAAGGUAAGAGGUAGAGAAGAAGGAAAUGUCCAAACCCUGUAGUCUCUUCUCUUCAACAUUGAUUUCAUGUGAAAGGGGCUAUAUCAAAUCAGUAGGAGUGAAGUAUAUUGAAAAAAAUUAUCUUGUGCAAAUUUUUGGAAUUAAAAGGUAAUUUAAAAAUGCAGAGUUGGUGUAACCUAGGCCCUCUGGAAACAUCGAGCUAAAAAUACUUCAUUAGGAAAGGUGCUUCUGCCCAAAGGAAGGAAAGAUGGCUUCCUUCUGUAGAGGACUCCAGAGCAGGGUGUGGCCAGACUCAUUUUCAGUCUCUUUUUGGACACAAAGGAGGAACAGGACAGGAAGAAAGAUGUAACCAGUUUAAAAUGCCAAGGCAGGACCCAGCCCCAGUGAGCCCUUCACUUCCUCUCUUCUGGAAAAGUGAGUCAGAGUGGAAGAGGGAGGAGGACUGUGUUCUUAACAGAUUAGCCUCCUGGGUGUGUGUGGGGGGUGCUCUCACAGGCAAUUCAAGUCCACUUUAGGGAGGAUGCCACCAGGCUAAAUUCAAACCGUCGAUGACACUUCACUUUUAAUGACAGCAAAUCAAGUGCCAGCUCCACUCUUCUGUCUAGGACAUGUUUUACUUGUUAAUAGUAUGUUGGCGGCAGAGGUGGCAAUCCAGUACCCUGAGCGAGCUUGAAUGAAAGUGGGAGUUCUCACCGGCAAACUUCCUUCCGCAUCCCAGGGGCAGUGGUCCUCAUGGAUCACUUCCUUGUCCUUUGGAGGAAGCUCAGACUAUGUGUAGGGAGUUUCCUUUUGCUCUUCUCUCCUGGGUGUGGUGUCUUGUGAUUCCAGAAUAUGAGCCCGAGGUCCCUUCCCUGGAAGAGGGAAAGCCUUCCUCUUCGUGUUGUGUCUCCUUGGCAGCAUUGUGUGCUCUCGGCACACACAGGGGCCUGCCACCGCCUCUCUCCUGGCCUCCCAGGCCUUCUGUGCAUGCCAUCUGUAGCACCAUGCCCCCUGAUAGUUAACUGUGGCCCUUCAAGCUUAUCUUUCAAAACCUUCACAAUUGUUACAACUUUCCUCCAGGGGAAACAUCAUCUGUCAGAAAACUGUGUCCACUUUAGAAGAAUCUGUCAAAUGUAGCCACUUAGGUGUUGUUCUGAUAAUAUAUAUGUACAUCUUAAUACAUUCUGGUGAGGUGGAAUUUGGUAGUUAUUUCUUAUGUAUGUUUGAAGCAGAUGGUUGACUUCUAACAGGUCAUUGCCAGGUGUAUUUCUAUAGUCUUUGAAGAAUUCCAUUUUAAUAAAAAACUGAAAAGCCGUUUCCAAACGCAAAAAAGGUUGCAUGAGCUAUGGGUUUUUUUUGUUGUUGUUGUUUCUUCCGUUCCCUCUCGAGUGAGCAUAUUCCUGUAAAUGCUGAAUGUUGAUUUAAUCAAAAUCACAGCGAUAUCAGGAAGGUAGAGGAGAAGUAGGGGGAUGAUUGUGCAGGAGAGCAUCUACCCUGACAGGAUGCAAUGCAAUGCAAUGAUGUCCAGAAUGGAUGAUGCAAAACAGAAUACACAUAUUUUGGAAUAUGGAGAUGUGUAACUGUGGCUGAAUUAUUGCAAGUCCUUGACUGCUUUGCGUGUUUGUUUUAAACCUUUUUGUUAUAUUUUAAAACAAUCUACAUGCGAGGCACUUGGGUGACUCAGUUAAGCAUCUGCCUUCAGCUUAGGUCAUGACCUGAGGUCCUGGGAUCAAGCCCUGCCUUAUACUCCCUUCUCAGCAGAGUCUGCUUCUCCUUUCUCUCUCCCUCUGCCGCCCCCUGUGCCGUUGCUUGUGCUAUCUCUCUGUCUCAAAUAAAUAAAGAAAAUCUUUUUUUAAAAAAAUAAAGCAAUCUACAUAUAUAGAUAAAAAUGCAAAUCAACUUAAAAACCUGAAUUUUGGGACGCCUGGAUGGCUUAGCAGUUGAGCAUCUAUCUUUGGCUCAGGACGUGAUCCCGGAGUCCUGGGAUCGAGUCCCACAUUGGGCUCCCUGAGAGGAGCCUGCUUCUCCUUCUGCCUAUGUCUCUGCCUCUCUCUGUGUCUCUCAUGAAUAAAUAAAAAUAAAUUUUAAAAAAAAAAUUUCUGAAUUUUGUAGCACACCAUCAGACUAAACAAAUGAAAAAUAGAAGAAACCAUAAGCAUCAUUAAAGGGAAUUGAGAAAAUUAGACAAUUCAGGCUUUCAGAGUAACUAAUGGCUUUCUGCUGAUACACUCAAAUAAUGUCAGUUUACUCAGAUAAUUCCUUUGGUUCAGCUCUAUGAACUGGGCUGUUAUAGGCUGUUUUGAAUCCCAUUUCCCCCCUAUCUUUUCUCAGUAACCAAGAAGUAAUAUUUCUUCUUUCUUUUUUUGUGUGUAUUUAAUAAAAUACAUUUGACAAUGAUUGCUACUUUUUUUAAAGAUGUUAUUUAUCUAUUUGACACAGAGAGAGAACCAGAGAGCACAAAUGAGGGGAACAGCAGAGGGAGUGAGAGAACUCCCCACUGAGCAGGGGCCUGAUUUGGGCUUUGAUCCCAGGAACUUGGUUAAUGACUGAGCCACCCUGGCACCCCUGAUUGCUGCUUCUUCUUCUUCUUCUUCUUUUUAAAGAUCUUAUUUGUUUAUUCAUGAGAGACACAGAGAGAGAGGCAGAGACAUAGGCAGAGGAAGAAGCAGGCUCCCCAUGGGGUGCCUGAUACUGGACCCCAUCCCGGGACUCUGGGAUCACACCCAGAGCCAAAGGCAGACACUCAAACACUGAGCCACCCAGGUGCCCCUGAUUGCUACUUUUUAGGAGCAAGUUUAAGUAAUGCUAGUUUAUUUAUUUUAGAAAUGUAGAACCCACCUAAUAUUUUAGAUUUAUACAAAAAUAUUAAGUUUAAUGAAUCCAACUAUUCUGGAAUUUGUUUGCUUAUUUGUAAUUUAUCUUAAGAUAAAUAUCUAAAGACAAUAUCUAAAGUGAACACUAUAUAAAUACAUUUGCAUUAACUGCUUCAAGACAUUAGAAUAUUAUCUAGAACAUCUCAAUUAGUUUUAAUUUAUAAUACUCUCUGCCUUAAAGUUUGUUCCCUUGGUAGCAUUUGGCUUCUCACUGCCUGCUUUGUAUUUGUAUAUGAUGUUUCACUGGAGGAUAUUAAAGCACAGCCCACAGACUUUCUGUAGGCAAUGAUAUGAUCUCUAUUCUGCAGCUGGGGAACCAGAGACACAGAUGGCCACGUCAUUAGUUCUCAGAGAUGAAGCAAGUUAGAGACAGAGCUGAAAACAGUACAGAAGGCAUUAAGGCCACAUUCUUUCACUGCACCCUCCAAAGUACUGAUGAUCAUUAUCAUCCACUGU